CUGUUAGCAUAGUUUUAUGAGUUUUCUAAUGUGUAAUAACGUUCUAAAGUAUCACAAACUUUUCCAUCACGCACAUGCUUCGUGUUAUAUCAAAAAAUGCUUCAAAAAAGCCACAGAAUUUAAAAACUAAGACUAAACUUAGUGAAUAGGUGAAACUGAUAAGAAAAUCAAACGUUUCUCAGCGCUUGUAUCAUUGGGUUUAUAACACUUUUUUUGUUUUAUCGUAUGUUUUUCAAUGCUUGUUAAAAUGGAAAAGCUGAACAAUAAUUCUGAUAGAACUAAAUUCCAAGUGAGAUUCUUAGGUGAAUAUCAUGAAAUAGUCAUUGAUUGGAAUGAUGAGAAAUAUAAAUACAAACAACAACAAGUAAUUGAACAGCUUGCAUCAAUUACUGGAAUAUCAAUCAAUUAUACAACCGGAAUAAUUAAACGAACCCCACUCGAUCGUGGUAAUUUCUUCUUUAACAAUUUAAUCCCUCGUACAAGCCCUUCUGGCGUCUUUUUAAUGUUCCCGGAGAGGACUUUCAAUCAUUCAUGCAUUCGUGAUGGCGAGCGUUAUCAUCUCGAAACAGAAUUGAAUUAUAUGCACAUCGAACACCUUGGUAUAUAUUAUAUCCUAAGAGCUAUGGAGGAUCUGGAGGAGAGUUCAGAAGGAAGGUGCGAAUUGGUCUGUCGAAGCAAGAAUACUAAAGCUUUCAUCAAUAGGAUAAAAGAUCUCGUCCAUAACGAUGAAUUGAAUGCACAAAUUUCGCAUAGGAUGCGAUCAUUGAGUUAUAAUCAGCAAUACGAGCUCUACAGAGAAUUCAAUAUUUUACAAUAUUUAAACUGGUGCUGCAAAUUACAUCCAUUUUUUUCAUUUGUUGUAGUUCAGCCCUAUUUAAGAUCUCGUGGUUAAUCUCCUGAAAUUAAUGAUUAUACUCUGUAUUUAAUUUAUCAGUCAACUAUUAUUAAAUAAUUAUUAAUAAAUAAUAAUUUUCUG
This is a messenger RNA of Tetranychus urticae (two-spotted spider mite), 976 nucleotides long. RefSeq lists its product as uncharacterized. The record is from RefSeq and is a predicted model, not a curated record. Lineage: Eukaryota; Metazoa; Arthropoda; Arachnida; Trombidiformes; Tetranychidae.